CAGCAAUCAUGCGCAGUGACGCAUUUUUGAUAGCGACAACUGGAAACGUUCUUCAUUUUAGUAGCCUACCUGUGUAAAAUGAUUUAUUUUGGUUUCGCCGAAAUGCUUGAACGAACUUUACUGCUGGUGAUAAUUGUGCUGCCUUUUGUCCGCUGCGAGAACGAAAAAGUUGUGUUUCAAUUUCCUGAGUAUGAUUACAAGGAAACGAGUAAAAACGAACUGGCCUUCCGUGAAUACGAAUCGGCGUGCGAUCAGAGCCCACGGUGUUCCACUUACGAGGGAAUCCAGAAGACACGAUGCGUAAGGGAGUGCGUUUCGCCCUCGUGCUAUCAGGAAAUUUACCGAUUUGAUGAGCUGGAGGAAGGCGAAAUCGACGUUCGACUGAACUCGUUUAGAGCUUGCUUUAUGCUGCGGUUGAGUAGAACUCGGGGUUAAGGUUGCGGAAAAUGUUCGGACGUAAAGAAUUUCAAUGCUGCGAUUUUAUUAAUGAUAGGAAUGAUUAUGUUUGAUACUUCUAGAACAAAAGCACAAAAUUUGACCAAAGUAGAAAACGAUUGCUUUUGAAGCGGCUUAACCUCUACAGCUCAGAUUUUAGGUACGUAGUUUGGAGCGAAAAAUUGGAUUGGGAAAUAAAUACAUACUUGCAAGCGGCCAACGACCCUUAGACUGUAAAA
This is a messenger RNA of Wyeomyia smithii (pitcher-plant mosquito), 674 nucleotides long. RefSeq lists its product as uncharacterized. The transcript is spliced from 3 exons. The record is from RefSeq and is a predicted model, not a curated record. NCBI's taxonomy places the organism in Eukaryota, Metazoa, Arthropoda, Insecta, Diptera, Culicidae. The coding region runs from base 79 to 435 and encodes 118 amino acids.